GUGAGCAGCGCCUGGCAUGCCUGAGCCUCUGCUCUCUGCAGCUCAAGGGAAAGACGAGAUCUUGCACAAGACACCUCGUGUCCCCCUCUGCAAGGGAGGGUGACAUGGAGCCUGUCCGGCUGCUCAUCCUGCUGUCUGUCACAGGGCUGUGCCGAGGCCUCAACACCACGGUGUUCCAGGGCCUGGCAGGCCAGUCCCUGCGGGUGUCCUGCCCCUACGACUCCCGGCAGCACUGGGGGAGACGCAAGGCCUGGUGCCGCCAGCUGGGCGAGGAGGACUCGUGCCAGCGGGUGGUCAGCACCCACCACUCGUGGCUGCUGUCCUUCCUGAAGCGGCGGAACGGGAGCACGUCCAUCACAGACGACACCCUGGGCGGCAGGCUCACCAUCACGCUGCGGAACCUGCAAGCCCACGACGCUGGCCUCUACCAGUGUCAGAGCCUCGGCGGGAGGGAGGCCAGCACCCUCAGGAAAGUCCUGGUGGAGGUCGUGGCCGACCCCACUGAUCGCCAGGACCCCGGUGCGCUCUGGAUCCCCGAGGAGUCCCAGGGCUUUGAGGACGCCCAGGUGGAGCACAGCAUCUCCAGGAGUCUCUUGGAAGAGGAGAUGCACUUUCCACCCACUUCCGUCCUCUUCCUCCUGGCCUGCGUCUUCCUCAGCAAGCUCCUGGCAGCCAGCGCCCUCUGGGCUGUGGCCUGGCAUGGGCAGAAACUGGGGCCGCCUCCAGCCAGUGUGCCCGACUGCAGCCACGACCCAGGUCACCAGCUCCAGACCCUGACUGGGCUGAGGGACACCUGAGAGGAGAGGACCCCACGUGGGACGAGGCCCUGGAGAGGUCUGCAGGGACCUCCCCAGCCUGCACACUCGCCCCUCAGCCACCAAGACUCCUGGUUCUGCUCUGGCAAAACCCCACUUUGCCUGCACUCUGCUUGCCCUUG
This is a messenger RNA of Molossus molossus (Pallas's mastiff bat), 937 nucleotides long. It is a transcript of the gene TREM2, whose product is annotated as triggering receptor expressed on myeloid cells 2. The transcript has 5 exons. The record is from RefSeq and is a predicted model, not a curated record. The coding region runs from base 105 to 797 and encodes 230 amino acids. Gene Ontology annotation, molecular function: signaling receptor activity. Lineage: Eukaryota; Metazoa; Chordata; Mammalia; Chiroptera; Molossidae. Gene Ontology annotation, cellular component: cell surface.